Molecule: messenger RNA, 2438 nt
Organism: Perca flavescens (yellow perch)
Lineage: Eukaryota; Metazoa; Chordata; Actinopteri; Perciformes; Percidae
Gene: blcap
Product: bladder cancer associated protein
Exons: 2
Coding region: 518-781 (87 amino acids)
Source: RefSeq, a predicted model, not a curated record
GUGUGGUAGAUAAGGGAAAGGAGUGGAGUAUCAGAGGACUGUUAGAGACAAACCAUCGUACAGUCUACACAGUCUGGGGGGAAACAAGUAGGCUACAUGCUACAAAGAUGUUUUAUUUAUUUAUUAGUGUUGGUUGUUUACUGUCACGCUCCUAUACAGUAGGUGGCGGCAUGAACCUUAAACGUUGGUUUGUAGCCCGAUAAUAAAGCUAAAGAAGAAGACGAAAGAAUCCGCUACGUACGCAGUCAGUUGUUGAAACAGAAAUGGUGUGGAUGGUUGUUUCCUGCUGAGAACGAGCCCACAAUAUGUCAGGGCUGACCUGAUGACCGCAACGUCUGGCGACUUUGACGUGUUCCUCCACCGUCCCAGCUCUGUUGGGUAGGGCGGCUCUCCCUCUUACUGUCUGCUAAGGUUUUUUUUUUUUUUUUUUUUUUCUUCACAACAACGUGGGAUUGAUCUGUACCAGCCCUACAGAGACCCUCCGCCAACGCGCCGCAUUAAAAAAAAAAAAGGAACAAUGUAUUGCUUACAGUGGCUACUUCCGGUGUUGCUCAUCCCCAAGCCGCUGAACCCGGCGCUGUGGUUCAACCACUCCAUGUUUAUGGGCUUCUACCUGCUCAGCUUCUUGCUGGAGAGGAAGCCCUGCACCAUCUGUGCCUUGGUCUUCCUGGCCGCCCUCUUCCUCAUCUGCUACAGCUGCUGGGGCAACUGCUUCCUCUACCACUGCCAGGACGCCACGCUUCCAGACGCUGCCCACGACCCGGCUAUUAUCGGGACCUAGGAGAGAAAAAAAAGGGGGAGGGGGAUUCGAUAUCGGGGAGGCGGGGUGGAAAGGGUGAUGAGGCAUUGCUGGAGAAUGAUACUGCCAUAUUAAAGAGGGGAUAGGCUACACUUGGGGGGUGGGAGAACGGUGUAGAGGUGGUGAUGAAGGACUGCUGGAGGGGGAUACCGCAAAUAAAGAGAGCGCUCUGCCAAAGGCGUUUAUUGAAGAGAAGAGCCAGUUCUGAAAGGAUUGUGGGAGGCUGCUUUGCCAUGCUGUAAGACAGACAGACUUGAAUUUGGGAGGGGAGGAAGAGAUGUUGGAGGAGACGGGGGGGGGGGGGGGGGGGCACUUGAAAUGCUAAGGAAAGGAAAAUUUCACCUUCUGCAACUUUUGUAUUUUUUCUUUCAGCAUUUGAAUGAAAAUUAGAACAUAUAUCCACCACGUGUGACGUCUACCUAGAGCGACCACGGUUUUUCAGUAUUCUGGUUUCUUGUCUGAGACGUCACUUUCUCCAAAAACCUGCUAAAUCAUCUAUUCAGAGUGAAAACACCCUCCACCUCAAACUGCCAAAAGUAACGCAAUCCUGCUGAAAGCUCCAGGCCGAGUUGGAUGUUCCCAAGAUUCACUGGCAGCCACGCUUGCUUCUCCGUCCCAUACUGUUGCGGUCGUUGACGAGCUUUAUACGCCAGGUAGCGUUAAGAAAUAACUUGCCCCCCAAGCUCUAGAGAAAAGAGGGGCGACAUGUCUUUUACAGUCCAACCUGACCAAACUCUGUCGCCACUUUGGCUCUGCACACGUAAUGCUGUCCUCAACAAGGAGAGCACACAGACACUGGACAAUCGAUAACUAUGCUGUGAAUAACUUUCUUUGCCGCAUCUCCACACAAACGCAUAUCAGAAGGUGUAAUGAUGCUGAUUCCCACUGCGAUACAUCAACCAAUGUGUCCCUGAGCAAGACACUUAACCCCUAGUUGCUCCAGAGGUGUGUGACCUCUGAUAUGUAACAAUUGUAAGUCGCUUUGGAUAAAAGCGUCAGCUAAAUGACAUGCAAUGCAAUGCAUGCAAUGCAAUGCUGAGAAACUGUUCUGUUGUUCUACCCACAGUGCUCUGCAGCUACCCCUCUCUUUGUCUUCCUAGCUCCUCUUCCUCACCUCCAAAAUAAAUUUAUUUAGUUUUUCUUGUGCAUGGGUUGCUGUUAUUUUUUUACACACACACACACACACACUCGCUUUAAUUAAUUAAAACAAAAUGCUGAAAGUUUCCAAAGAGUAAAUACAUUUGGAUGUGUGUGUCUGUAGGGUGAAUGGAAGAAAAUGUAUUAUGUGCGACAGGUGUGUAUAUUUUGUGUUUGUGUGAUUAAGACAUGUUGAUUCGCAUAAAAGUGACAAUACACAAGGUUACAGAACAGUAGAUGGUCAGGUUUUUUUUUUUUUUAGUAUGAAUAAGCAAUACGGUGCUGGUUAAGAAAAUCGUAUCGAAUUCUGACAAGUUUAUUGGUAAUCAAAAGGGCAACACUGUCAUGUUUCCUUGUGUAUCACUGCUGUAAGUGUUAUGUUUAGCUGCCAGACGUGUGUGUAUGUGUGUGUGUGUGUGUCCUGUCACAGUACUGACCAUCCUCACUGCUACGUUCUUGCAUUGGUUUUAAUUUAAAUAAAGUUUUUCCUCUCAACGUUAAA